UGGGGGAGAGAACUGGUUCACUGGGGCUAGCGGAGCCCAUCGCAGUUGACUGUUUGAGCAGCCCACCCCUCUCUGCAGUAUGCAUGUUCGCCAGGGAAUCCGCGAAGCGCUCACGUCCCAGCAGUGUACUUCACCGGCCAGAAACCAUCUACUCAAGAGCCGAGGAUAAUAAAAAAUUGGAUGUGGCAGACGGACCGGAGGAGGAAAGCCCAGAGUGACCGCAGGAAUACAGUAUUACUACAGGAAUACAGGCUGCCUCUAUCCUCUGAACGUGGACAAUCAUGCAUGUGCUCUUCUGGGGCUUGGGGUUCCUACUAUUCCCUGAUUUCUUGAAUGUAGUCGCAUCUUCGGGGACACUGCUUUUGAAUUCCAGCGCAGUAAAAGAGGAGCUCGGCGCGUAUGAGAUUGUAACACCGGUGCGGGUGAAUGAAGCCGGUGACAAGUUUCCAACCAGUGCGCACUUCAAGAGGAAAAGGCGAAGUUUGAGCGAGGACACCGGCAAUACUACGGACCACUGGGCCUCGGCAAAUAUCCACUACAGGAUAUCUGCUUUCGGACAAAACUAUCACCUCAACCUCACGCUGGAUUCGGGGUUUAUCGCACCUCUCUACACUGUGACAGUACUUGGAGUACCGCGAGGAAAUAACAUAACGGACUUUGCCACAGAUGGGGAGGGAGAGGAGGAGGAGGACACGGAGUUAAGGCACUGCUUCUACAAAGGGCAUGUAAAUGCACAUGCAGAACACGCCGCAGUCAUCAGUUUGUGCGCCGGACUGUUUGGCACUUUCAGGUCUCCAGAAGGGGACUAUUUUGUGGAGCCCCUGCACAGCUAUCAAGGGGAACACUAUGAAGAGGAACACACAAAACCUCAUAUUGUAUACAGGAAAAGUGCCCCCAAGAAACAGACAUCUGGGGAGACUUCAAGUUGUGACACUUCAGGACACAAACACAGACAAAAGAGACACAAGCAGAAGAGGAGGCCAGCGGCUGGGGUCACCGGAGUUUUUAAUGCAGCCCCUGUGGUCAGCGCUGACAUAUUCAGUGACGUGGAGUCCCUGAGUGCUGGCCUGGCCAGAUCAGAGAGCAGCAGCGCUAGACCGUCAAACGAUAGCAGCGGUGACUCAGGACCUCACAGGAGAUCAAAGCGCUUCCUCUCCUACCCGCGCUUUGUUGAAGUCAUGCUGGUGGCCGACAGCAAAAUGGUGGAGCGUCACGGCAGCAACCUACAGCACUACAUACUCACAUUAAUGUCUAUAGUAUCUUCCAUCUACAAGGACCCCAGCAUUGGCAAUCUGAUCAACAUUGUGAUUGUAAAGUUAGUCAUAAUAAACAAUGAGCUGGAGGGUCCGGUCAUUUCCUUUAAUGCAGAGACGACUUUAAAGAACUUCUGCAUCUGGCAGCAGAGCCAGAACGUCCUGGAUGAUAACCAUCACUCCCAUCACGACACCGCCAUCCUUAUCACCAGGCAGGACAUCUGCAGAGCCAUGGAUAAGUGUGAUACUUUAGGACUUGCAGAGUUGGGGACAGUUUGUGAUCCAUACAGAAGCUGCAGCAUCAGCGAGGACAACGGACUCAGCACUGCCUUCACCGUCGCCCACGAGCUUGGCCACGUGUUCAAUAUGCCUCAUGACGACAACAUCAAGUGCAAGGAGGAUGGAGUUAAGAUUCAGCAACAUGUGAUGGCACGCACGCUGAACUACAACACAAACCCUUGGAUGUGGUCCAAGUGUAGCAGGAAGUACAUCACAGAGUUCCUCGACACCGGAUAUGGUGAGUGCUUGCUCGACGAGCCCGUUUCUAGGCCGUACAGUCUCUCGCAGCAGCUGCCUGGGCGGAUAUACAAUGUCAAUAAACAGUGUGAAUUGAUAUUUGGGCCGGGAACGCAGGUGUGCCCUUAUAUGACUCAGUGUCGGAGGCUGUGGUGCACUAGUCCAGAGGGUGCCCAACGGGGCUGCAGGACCCAGCACAUGCCGUGGGCAGACGGCACCGACUGCUCCCCUGGAAAGCACUGCAAACAUGGGCUGUGUAUUGCCAAAGAGCAUGACGCCACACCUGUGGAGGGAGCAUGGGGAGUGUGGAGUCCUUUUGGUACCUGCUCACGGACAUGCGGAGGAGGCAUAAAGAUUGCCAUUCGCGAAUGCAACCGACCCGUGCCCAGGAAUGGAGGAAUGUAUUGUGUUGGUCGCCGCAUGAAGUUUCGUUCCUGUAACUCGGAGCCCUGCUCAAAGCAGAAGAAGGACUUCAGAGAGGAACAGUGUGCUGCUUUUGAUGGGAGGCACUUCAACAUCAACGGUCUACCUCCUAAUGUUCGCUGGGUGCCUAAGUACAGCGGAAUUCUGAUGAAGGACAGGUGUAAGCUGUUCUGCAGGGUGGCCGGCAGCACAGCCUACUAUCAGCUCAGGGAUAGGGUCAUUGAUGGCACGCCAUGCGGACCCGAUACCAACGACAUCUGCGUCCAGGGCCUAUGCAGGCAAGCGGGCUGCGAUCACGUUUUGAACUCCAAAGCCAGGAGGGACAAAUGUGGCGUGUGUGGAGGCGAUAACUCCUCCUGCAAAACUGUAGCAGACACCUUCAACAUUGUACGCUACGGCUAUAAUGAAGUUGUGCGAAUACCCAGUGGUGCUACAAACAUAGAUGUGCGUCAACACAGCUACUCAGGGAAACCGGAGGAUGACAACUACCUCGCCAUAUCGAAUAGCCGUGGAGAGUUCCUGCUUAACGGAGAGUUUGUGGUCAGCAUGUUCAAAAGGGAAAUCAAAGUAGGAAAUGCCAUCAUUGAGUACAGUGGCUCUGACCAUGUCAUUGAGAGGAUCAACUGUACCGACCGCAUCGAAGAGGAGAUCAUUAUCCAGGUGCUGUCCGUGGGGAACCUUUACAACCCAGAUGUCAGAUACUCCUUUAAUAUCCCUAUAGAGGAUAAGCCUCAGCAGUUCUUCUGGGAUGCCUAUGGGCCCUGGCAGGAGUGCAGCCGCCUGUGCCAAGGAGAGCGCAAGCGGAAGAUUCUCUGUAGCAGAGAGUCGGACCGGGUGGUGGUGUCGGACCAGAGGUGUCACGGUACAGCUAGACCUUCUGUCAUCACCGAGUCCUGCAACACCGAAUGUGAACUCAGGUGGCACGUGGCUCGUAAAAGCGAGUGUACGGCCCAGUGUGGCCUGGGGUAUCGUACCCUGGAAAUAUACUGUGCCAAAAUCAGCCGCACAGAUGGCAAGACCCAGAAGGUUGAUGACCGCUACUGCAGUGGCCAGAGGAAACCUGACGACAAGGAAGCUUGCCAUGGGGACUGUAACCCGGGUGGGUGGGAGUACUCAUCCUGGUCAGAGUGCUCCAAGAGCUGUGGUGGGGGAACCCGCCGUCGAGGGGCGGUGUGUCGAAAGGCAGCUGAUGCCGGUGGCGAUGAGAGCAAAUGCAGUCAAAGGGACAGACUGACCGUCCAACCCUGCAAUGAAUUCCAAUGUCCACAGUGGAAGACGGGAGACUGGUCUGAGUGCCUUGUGACGUGUGGGAAAGGCUACAAGCACCGUCAGACGUGGUGUCAGUUUGGUGAAGACCGCCUAGAUGAUCGCUUUUGUGGCUCGUCCAAACCCGAGUCAGUGCAGAUGUGCCAGCAGCAGGAGUGUGCCUCUUGGCAAGUCGGACCGUGGGGACAGUGCACUACCUCUUGUGGGCCAGGCUACCAGAUGCGAGCAGUGAAGUGCGUGGUCGGGUCUUAUGGCGUUGUCAUGGAUGACACUGAAUGUAAUGCUGCCACCCGGCCCACCGACACCCAGGACUGUGAAAUAGCCCAGUGUCCCAGCAGCCAUCCUAUUCCCCCAGGAACCAAAGUCCCUUCCCACCAGGGCCACAAAACCCAGUGGCGGUUUGGUUCUUGGACCCAGUGCAGUGCCAGUUGCGGCAAAGGGACGCGGAUGCGCUACGUGAGUUGCCGUGACAACCAGGGUGGCGUGGCAGAUGAGGCGGCAUGUGCCCACUUACCAAAGCCUCCGGCCAGGGAGGUGUGCCUGGUGGUGGCUUGUGGGCAGUGGAAAGUGCUCGAAUGGACAACGUGCUCAGUAACCUGCGGCCAGGGAAAGACAACGAGACAGGUGCUUUGCGUCAACUUCAGUGACCAAGAAGUAAACGUCAGUGAGUGUGACCCAGACGAUCGUCCUUCCACGGAGCAGGACUGUGCCAUGUCUCAGUGCCCGUCCCGCUCCAGUGAGCCCCGAUCUUUGCCGUCUUCACCAAACACCAGCACCAGGAGCAACCUGCCUCGUAGUCAAUCCCACCAGUGGCGGACCGGACCCUGGGGCGCGUGCUCGAGCACAUGUGCAGGAGGCUUCCAGAGGCGCGUAGUCGUUUGCCAGGACGAGAACGGCUACCCGGCCAGCAGCUGUGAGGAUCGCAGCCGACCCAAUGAGCAACGGUCCUGCGAGUCCGGGCCGUGUCCGCAGUGGAUCUACGGCAACUGGGGAGAGUGCACUAAGCCGUGUGGAGGCGGGAUAAAGACGAGGCUGGUGGUGUGUCAGCGUCCAAACGGCGAGCGCUUCAACGACCUGAGCUGCGAGAUCCACGACAAGCCACCAGAUCGCGAGCAGUGCAAUACUCAGCCAUGCCCGUCUAGCCCCCACUGGAGCACAGACCCAUGGAGCUCGUGCUCAGCCUCCUGUGGAAGAGGUUUCAAAACCCGAAAGGUGACCUGUGUGACCGGAUCAGGGCGUCCUGUCCCAGAGGAAAACUGCCAGCACCUGUCCCCCAAACCCGGCAAGCAGAGGCGCUGCCGAGGUGGACGAUGCCCCAAGUGGAAGUUCGAGAACUGGGGAGAGUGUUCAGCAUCAUGCGGAGACGGCGUCCAGAGCCGGGAGGUGUUCUGCCAGGUCGGAGACCGACGGAGUCCUCAGGAGACCGCCUGCCCCCAGCGCUCCCGACCGGCGUCCAGCCAGAGCUGCCGGGUCGCGGAGUGUCCCUCUCGAUACCGGUGGAGAGAAGGGGACUGGCAGACGUGCAGUAAAUCAUGCGGACUGGGCCACAGGCAGCGCUCCUUGCAGUGUGUGGACCACAACCAGCGGGAGGUCCAUGAUAUGUACUGUGUGAAUCUGAUCAGGCCACCAGACAGAGAGAGCUGCAACGCCCACGCCUGUGAAUUCAUUUGGAUCACAGGGGAAUGGUCGCAGUGCUCUGCCACCUGUGGUCAGGGCUACCGCCAGCGUCUGAUCUCCUGCAGUGAAGUGCAUGUGGAGAAUAACAGCUAUGAAUACGGCCAUCAGUCUUUGUCCAACUGCCCAGGGACCCCCCCUGAGAGCUACAUGCCCUGUAAUCUGGAGCCGUGCCCGGAGCCGCUGGAGUGGAGGGUUGGAAUCUGGGGGCCGUGUUCAACGAGCUGUGGGGAUGGAGUGGUGGAGCGGACGGUUCAGUGUGUGUCGGCAGAUGGUCGGGAAAGCGAAAGGUGUUCCCCAGAGGCAAAGCCAGAAGCCAGAAAAGUCUGCACAAAUCCCAACUGCCGUUUGCCUUCUAGCUGUCAAGACGUCCGGAGCGUAAGUGGCCCCAUUCCAGACGGCGAACACUUUCUCGGCAUUCAAGAAAAAGCUCUCAAGGUCUACUGUGCAGGAAUGCAGACGGAGACUCCACAGGAGUACAUCACCUUGACGACCGGCGAAGGGGAGAAUUUUUCAGAGAUCUUUGGCUUCAGGCUCAAUGACCCCACCCAGUGUCCAUCCAACGGCUCCAGAAGAGAAGACUGCGACUGCCGGAGAGACUACACUGCCGCGGCCACCACCACCUUCUCAAAGGUCCGCCUGGACAUCAGCAAGUUGGACAUCAUUACUACAGACUUGCGGUUCGCUACAACUCGUGAAGGGAAGAGCGUUCCAUUCGCUACAGCUGGAGACUGCUACAGUAUGGCCCGUUGUCCACAGGGCCGCUUUAGGAUCAACCUGUCAGGAACAGGUUUCAGGGUGGCUAAGGACACCUCCUGGAUCUCCCAGGGCAACUAUGCAGUGGCUAAUAUACAGAAAUCACAGGAUGGCAGCAGAGUGUCAGGGAUGUGUGGAGGCUAUUGCGGUAAAUGUACACCGUCCUCUGGCCGCAGUCUACCUGUAACACUGGAGUAGAUCUACAGACUUCAAACAGUCUUCAGGUGCUCAUCGUAUGAACGAAUCCCUCCUCUUCGUGGUGCUACAAUUUCAAAUCCAUCCUUCCCUCAACCUCAACAUGUUUGUAUAGUGUAAAUGAGUCUAGUGUAAGUACUGUAUAUAGCAGGAGAAAUGUCUUAUUUAUUGUACUCGCCAUUUAUUUUUGUAAUGCAGUGUAAUUUAAGGCUUUCGCCGUCAACGGCAAACACCACACAGUUGGCAUUUAUCAUUGGGAUGGUCAGCAGUUCUGUGAUUCUCGUGCAGUGAGGUGUCUCCAGGCAGUGGGUCUUUUUCAAACCCUUCAUGGUUUAUGGAUGAACGAUGGGAAAUACAGCUCUUUAGAUGGAACGCAUUUGUUCUUUUUCUGAGGUGUUCUCUUUCCUUUUGACAGGACGUUUUUUUUUUGUUUGUUUUGUUUUUCCCUGCUUUGUUGAUAUUUCUGAUUUGCAAAAAUAUGCGCUCCAGUCUAUGCUGUGCUGUGCUUUUUUUUUAUUGAUAUCUUUUUUGAGCUUGUUAGUUUAGUCUGCAGGCAUUUAGGGAACAUCGCCAAGUUCUUGCUACUGAAAAUUAUCCUCUCUGAACUGUACCAAAGUGCCACCCAUCACUGCAAGUAAAUUCUCAGACUGUGGGAAACACUGCAGUGAAAUUCGGGCACAACAGCUCUCACCAAGUUGAGCAGUUGACGAUAAUUUUCUCAUCAUUUUAAUGGAAAUGUGUACAGUAUUACCGCUGUUAGGUACUGAGCAACUCCAUGAGAGGACGUCUUUGGGGCAGUUUUGUUCAUUUUCUACUCCAAAGGUAGUUUUAGUUGGACGUCAACAUAGUCUUUGUAAAACAGAUGGAUUGAAAGCUUGAAGUUUAACAUUUGCUAUUUAGAAUGGUUGUUGUCUUGGAUGUUUUGGGGCCAGGAGUGGAGGUGCUGUUACGCUUGUCUACCGUGUCUGACCAGACACAGCAGUCCAGCCAGGCAUGGUUCAAAAACAUACAUUUAUCUGGGCCCUAAAAUCUACUUAACUGAGCAGAAGAAGUGAAUUUAGCUAAAAUUUACUUAUUAUUUCACAACAGAAGACAGGACUUAACCUCACUUCUGGCUACAUCCAUCUUUGAUACUCAGUAUGUGACAGUCUGGCUUGCAUACAUUGCAGCUCAGGCUACAAACUUCACAGCUUCCCUUGCAAGUACACUUGAGGUCUGUUUACUUCUGAGAGGCCGUGCUGGUAGCUGAUCACGUCUCAAACCAACCGGUCAGUGCUUUCCAGCUGUUAACUGCAGAUGGAAGUCCUGAGGUCCUGAGAGGAGCGUGCAUGCUUGUGAGCUGAGGUUUACUCUCAUUAAGAGUCGAGUACCGGGGUCAAGUGCAUCAAUUACACCAUGUAGGGGAGGACCAGGUGUAGCUGCUAUGCUGCUUUGCCAAUUUGAAGUACUGGGUUUGUUGAAUGAAAUUAAGGAUAGUUAAUGCACAUGUUACUGGACCAUAAGGAGAAGGGUAUAGGUCACAAGAACCAUAGAGAAUAUGCGCUGCCAGACAUCAGAGAGACCCAAAUUCCUCGGUGCAUAUCUCUUAGGUAGCGUGCUGUGACCAGGGAGAGCCAUUAGCCUUUAGCUUUUUACACAACUGUCAGGUUAUCUUAUCUGGGACAACUUGAAAGACAAAAAAAACAAACCAAAACAAAAACAGACUUCACCUCAGGCCAAUAAAAUUCCUCCGGAUGCUCUGGAGAUAUAAUGCAGUGGUCUGAUCCCGGAGACCUGGAGGCACCUCUCAUGCUGCUGAUCUCACAGGCCCCGCAACGGGACUUCUGUCCACAUGCUGCUGCUCGCAAAACCAUUGCAUCCUGAACCUCACGCCCCUUUUUCUCCAUGUUUGUUCUUAAAGCGCUGUCCAAACCGUGCGCUAGUGUUCAGAGAAUUCUGAUUUGACCGUUCUUUGUGAAGAUUUCAGGGUACUUUUUAUGUUGUGUUUAAGUUUGUUUGUUUUUUUUGUACCUCUUGGCCACUGUUUUGCAGUAUUAUGAGCUGAUUUGUUAUUUUUUUUUCCAGAACACUUUUUUUUUUUGGUGCAAAAAGAGACAGAACAUCUAGAAGGAAAUGCAAAAAAUAUACCUAUAUAUUCUUUGUAUUCUUUAGUAAGUUUGGAUUUGUUUAGGUUUGUAUGUGUAACUGAUUGACUAAGAAGCCAUAUUUGCUUUUAUAAGCCAUUCUGUAAGGUGCUGCGUCACUGCUCUUCGUGGUAGCUGUGCGCACUUCAACCAAAGGGACUUCAACACACAACCUGCAACUGAACGAGUACAAACAACACAGGGAAGAAAACAUUUUGUGCCUUACUCACGCUCACAGCUGACAAAUGCAUUUCCCAUUGUGAAUGUCAGGAUGUACUUACGUCGCCAGAGCUCUCAGGUGUCAUUGAUGAAGGGAUUAUUAUAUUUAAGUGUAUUUAUCUUAUUUUACACACGUGUUUAUCAUGCGACCACACCUGUAUUAUUCGCAUUUAACAAUGUCCAAUGCCUCUGUAUUCUUCCUCUUAUUUUUUAUUUUAUAUGCAAAUAUUUAUUUGAUCGUUUCUCGUGAAUGUACAUAAGCCUUGGCCAUAAAUGUUUAAGAAUUACCACACAGUAUUGCCAUAAAAUGAACCAUCUGGCAGCACAUUUCCUGUCUUAUGAAUAAAUUUAUUUAUACGUC
This is a messenger RNA of Mugil cephalus (flathead mullet), 8786 nucleotides long. RefSeq names its product A disintegrin and metalloproteinase with thrombospondin motifs 9-like. The transcript has 40 exons. Gene Ontology annotation, cellular component: extracellular matrix. Gene Ontology annotation, molecular function: zinc ion binding; metalloendopeptidase activity. Lineage: Eukaryota; Metazoa; Chordata; Actinopteri; Mugiliformes; Mugilidae. The coding region runs from base 282 to 6086 and encodes 1934 amino acids. The record is from RefSeq and is a predicted model, not a curated record. Gene Ontology annotation, biological process: extracellular matrix organization; proteolysis.